AUGCCCCUCUCACGCAUCCCUAUACAACACUCGCACACAAGUAUAGCACACCUACCACUCACUAAUCAGGCAUGCAUAUAUCCACGAAAGCACCUCAAACAGAACCCCCCACAUAUCCACUCACAGGAUGGCAACGCCGAGGGUUCGGGCGGAGAUGUGCGCCGUGGACUGGGUCUGGCGGCCGUGUGGGUGGCGCGUAACCGGUUCGCUGUGUUGGACAAGUCCAAUGUGAUCCUGGUCAAAGAUCUCAAGAACGAGAUCACCAAGAAGAUCACCCCCCCACACGCAGCAACGGAUAUGAUCUUUAACGCCGGCACGGGCCAGCUGUUGCUGAGGAGCGAGGAUACCAUGUCGCUGUUUGACUUGCAGCAGAAGAAGGUCAUGGCCGAAGCCACCAUCAUUGGCGUCAAGUACGUGGUCUGGUCGCCCGACCAACAGUUUGUCGCGAUGCUCUCCAAACACGCCAUCACCAUAUGCAAUCGCAAGUUGAAGCAGCUGUGCACGUUCCACGAGACGAUCCGCGUCAAGAGUGGCGCGUGGGACGAGAACGGCGUGUUUAUCUACACCACACUCAACCACAUCAAGUUUGCGCUGCUGUCGGGAGACAAUGGUGAAGGGUUCACAGCACCUUCCCGAGGCGUUCCCUACACGCAGGUGUGGCAGUCCAACUGUCGCUUGGCGGGCGAGCACUGUGCGGCUGGUGCUUUUGAUGUUGCCGCGCAAAUCCUCAACACACAGAUCGGAGUGGUCAACUUUGAACCGCUACGUCCACUCUUCUUGGGCACGGCCUCUGCUACACAGACUGCCGUUCAGGGGUUCGCCACAUUGCCCUGUAUGAUUAACGCUGUUCACGGCAACUGGCAAGAGGCCGGGCCCAAGAACGGCAUUCCCAUCACCAGUGUGUCACUCGACUCACUCCUCACAAGGCUACAGAGCGCAUACCAAGCCACUACAUCAGGUAAAUUUGCUCUGUCUCUGAGCCAUUUCCGGCAGAUCAUCUUGGCCAUCCCCUUACUGGUGGUCGAGGGUAAGCGUGAGCUCAACGACGCGCAGCAACUGGUUAGUAUCUGCAAGGAGUACGUCACAGGCAUCUCCAUGGAGCUGAUGAGGAAGGACCUGCCCAAGUCUAACCUACAAGAGCAGCUGCGUGUGUGCGAGUUGGCGGCGUAUUUCACCCACUGCAAUCUGCAGCCCAUGCAUCUCAUCCUGACGGUAUGUGUGAUGUGGAGUGUGAUGGGUGACACGUGGUAG
Messenger RNA from Sphaeroforma arctica JP610, 1251 nucleotides. RefSeq lists its product as hypothetical. The record is from RefSeq and is a predicted model, not a curated record. Gene Ontology annotation, biological process: intracellular protein transport; vesicle-mediated transport. Gene Ontology annotation, molecular function: protein binding; structural molecule activity. Bases 1 to 1251 code for a protein of 416 amino acids. Lineage: Eukaryota; Ichthyosporea; Ichthyophonida. Gene Ontology annotation, cellular component: COPI vesicle coat. The transcript has 5 exons.